This is a messenger RNA of Aricia agestis (brown argus), 2683 nucleotides long. Its product is annotated as zinc finger protein 91-like. Bases 158 to 2503 code for a protein of 781 amino acids. The transcript is spliced from 3 exons. Lineage: Eukaryota; Metazoa; Arthropoda; Insecta; Lepidoptera; Lycaenidae. The record is from RefSeq and is a predicted model, not a curated record.
UUAGUUUUUACAUGCCAUUUUUAAAAUAAAGUGUAAUUAAUCGGCGUUUCUGUUAAAAUGUGUUUUAAAUAGACCGAUUCUUCGAUUUUUCAAUGCAUAAAAUUGUUUAUAAAGUAUACGGAGAGACAAAGUGCGCAUUAUACCCCGCCCAGGAAAUAUGGCUACAGAAAAAUCUACAGUUAUGGAGAACCUCACACAAAUGGAAGAUAAAGUAGACAUAAAAAUAGAAUCAAAUGAAUUCUCCACAGAAAUAAAAUUUGAAACUGACAAUUCUGUUAUAAAGGAUGAUAAUCCUUUUCAAGACGUCCAAUUAGAAUUAAAAGAGGAACUCCCAGAAAAUGAGCAGAGAAUAGAAGAAGAAUACCCAUUGGAGUACACAAAAAACAUAGAAAAAACAAAAGACACAGAAGCAAAGGAAAUUGAUGUGACUGAAUUGAAAACAGAGGAGUUUACUUUAAAGUUAGAAAGAGAGCAGGAAGUUUUAUCUGAAGAGGAUCCUUCGCAGGACGAAGGUAGCAUGGACAGUGAUAACGCAGUCGCUCUUCAUAAUGUGGAAGCGUGCUUAGAGGAUGAAGAAAUUAAAACAGAGGAUUAUGUGGCAAUUGAUCACAACAAUGCGAAGUAUAAAAUGGAUCUAUGUGUCACAGAAACGAAUCUCAUUUCCAACAAGCUUAUAAAGACAACUUCUACAGUCACUAUGCCUUGCGAAGGUGUUAUUGAAUCACAAACCACGAAAACCUUGAUUAUGGAAAUACAUCCCAUGGUGCAAACCGAUGGAAUAUCGAGAAUCAACCCUGAGGUUAUAUUACCAACCAAUGAAGAUGCUGGUGAGGACAUCUACGACGAUUUCCAAUUGAAUUCCAUCACAGGAGAUAUACUGCCGCUAGAACAGGAGCUGCUGCAAGCGAAAAAGAAAUUGAUCAACGCUGACUACCAAUAUGUAUGUCCAAAAUGUCCCAAAGUGUGCAGCAGUCAGUCGGGCUUGAGGAGACAUCUAAGCGUUCACGAUUGCAUCGAGAGGAGGGCCAGAGGUGUCAUGCAAGGCAUCCAAACAAGAAUCCAAAGGAAAAACAUGAAUAUGUACAAAAAAGUUCUUAAAAAAGAAAAACCGAAAGUGGAUGUGGCCCAAAAGCAAAUGCGAAAAGAUCGCCUCGAAAAAAGAUUGCAGAGGAUACAGAAGUCUGAAAUCGAGAAACUGGCUAAGAAUUUAAAUAACGACAAUAAUUAUAAGAUAGAAAUUGAAAUAAAUGAUAGGAACGAUAAUGUUAAAAGAGAGGGCUACGUAUGUGUUUGUGGACAAGUGUUCAAACGUAAAAGCAGGAUGGAAACAUGUCGUCGAUCUCACGAGUAUAAUGAUACUGACAUGGAUAGUACCUGUCACUCUUGCGUGUCCUGCUCAAAACAGUUUAAAGAUAAGCAGGAGCUAAUAACUCAUAGAAAGAGGUUGCACAGAAAAAGGUUUCCCUGUAAAUUCUGUCCCACCGAUUAUAACACUAGAAAGGAACUGUUCAAACAUUUACAAAUACAUCAGGCGGUCCAAUUGACAGAGUACAAAGUUAUAUCAGAAGUGGUGAAGGGGAGGCAGAAAAUGAAAUGUUUCAUGUGCAGCAAUUCGUAUACGGAACUAUCGUUUUUGAAAUCCCAUAUAAUGGAGGAACAUAAGCCGCCUUAUACUUGCCAACUUUGCAAUGAGCACUACAGUAAAAUCGUCGAGUUUUGUAAUCACAUUAAGACAAAUCAUCCAGAUAUAGAAGGCCAGCCUGUUUUGGACGUUUUGGAGGCUUUCUCCAAACUGGUUAAAGCUUGGAAAUGUGAGGAGUGUGACUUACAAUUCCAUGAGGCUGAUAAGCUUGCCAAGCACCAGAUUGAACAGCACAGUCCAGAAAUGAAAUCUGAUGCUCAAUUCCAGUGUUCAGACUGCCAUAGAAUGUUCGUGAGUCAAAAAGGUCUUACUUCCCAUGCGAGAAUACAUCACAGUAUAGAGAAUAUUGAGUCAGAACCGAUUUCUGGAGUUAUGUGCGUUGAAUGCCGGAAAAUCUGCAAAGAUAUGGACGCUUUAACAUCACACAUGCGCCUACAUUCCCCAGAACGAAAGUAUCCAUGUAAAUUCUGCGACUUUCGCUUCACCACGCCUGAAAAGAGAAAAGCUCACGCAGAAAUCCAUACCGGUGAUAUGAAAUUUGUAUGCUUCAUAUGCGAGUACCAAUGCAGCUCAGAGAACAGGUUGAAACAACACAAAAUGUCUCUAAAACAUGCUAACAUGAAGGAGUUUUUGCUGACUGGAAAGCCUCUUUUACAAGAGGAACCCUCUACGUCCAAGAAAGAGAAAGACGAAGCGAAAAAGAGAAAGAAAGAUACGUCGUCAGAUGACGAAACUGAAGUAAUGUGUGAUAUUUGUGGAGAAAAGUUUUCGAGUAAGAAGAAAAUGUUGAAGCAUAAAAAUUCGCAUCCGUUUAUAGAAUUUCCGAACGAAGAUACACCGACUAGAAUAUUUUUUAAAUAGUUCUUGCCGUUAUAGGCCCAUGCUCGUUAAAAUAAAAAGAAUGUUUUUUUUAAGGCAGCUAGCUAUAAGGGCGUGGGCGUUAUUUCAUGCCAUAUCAACAAAGUUUAAAAGCAGAUCUCCAAAACUAGGGACCAGUGAUAGUAUUUUUUUUAUGUUUCUUUAUAUUAGAUAGGUUUUUUG